Priapulus caudatus is the source of this 2777-nucleotide messenger RNA. RefSeq names its product lysosomal-trafficking regulator-like. The record is from RefSeq and is a predicted model, not a curated record. The transcript is spliced from 10 exons. Gene Ontology annotation, molecular function: protein binding. Bases 526 to 1377 code for a protein of 283 amino acids. NCBI's taxonomy places the organism in Eukaryota, Metazoa, Priapulida, Priapulimorpha, Priapulimorphida, Priapulidae.
CGACCUGGGAGUGAGGCAGAACGGUGAGCGCGUGCACCACGUUCAGCUGCCUCCCUGGUGCCACGGCGACCCGCGCAUCUUCAUCCUCAUCCACCGGCAGGCGCUCGAGUCGGAUCACGUGUCGCGCAAUCUGCAUCACUGGAUCGACCUCGUGUUCGGCUCGAAGCAGACUGGCAAGGCUGCCGUGCAGGCUCUCAAUGUGUUCCAUCCUGCUACGUACUUUGGAGUGAAAGUCGAUGCCAUCCGCGAUUUGACGGAAAGAAUAGCAACAGAAACUAUGAUCAAGACGUACGGACAGACGCCGCGACAACUCUUCAAGAACGCACACCCGCAGCGCCCUCUAAACCGCACCGCCACCGAGAAACAGAUGCUGGGUCCCCUCCUCGUGUACAUGGACUUAAGUGGGGCACCUACGUAGGCUCCCCCCGACUCGCAGAUCCUCUGCUCAUAUCCCACCAUAAAUACCAAUCGGCCGCCGCGUCACUUAUCAGCCUGCCCUCUGGUGUCGUCUGCGGAGUAGGUCCCAUGGAGACUGUCAUCUACAGACAGGAGAAGAACAGUUCUGGGGUGACAAUGAUAUUCAACCUGGCCAAGGUUAGUUGGAUGUACCCGGACAACAUCAUUAGAGUCAAGCAGCUGCGAGAGCAAUCUACUUCCAAUCUCCUGCAGCAUGACUGGCAUGACAAGAUGGUGUGUGGCUGCACUGUGGGUGGUUACAAGCAGCUCAUACUGGGUGGUCAGACAGGAGUGAUCACUGUCUACAGACUCAGCUACAGCCAAACAAAGCAGGGGGAGGUAGCGGUGUGUGGGCAGCCUGUGAGAUUAUACGGCCAUGACAGCAGGAUCACAGCCGUGUAUGCCUGUGAACAGUUCAGUGUUGUCGUGACGGCAGAUUCUUCCGGCGUCUGUAUCGUGUGGGACACCAACAGACUCAGCUACGCACACAGCUACAGAGCGCACCACGGCGUCGUGAGAGCGGUAUCGGUGAGCAGCACCCUGGGAUACAUCGCCAGCGUCAGCCACACCGGAUUGUUGAGCCACCUAGCUGUACACAACAUCAAUAGUAAACACGUUGGCUCCAUUGACACGGAACUUGCAAUCAACUGUAUUUGCUUCUCGACGUCACCAGAGGGCACUGCGAUCAACAUCAUCGCAGCUGGUAUUGAAGAUGGCUCUAUAAGGAUGUGGAACACGUGGGACUUGCAGCUAGUCAGAGCAAUAUCGUCGCCUGCAAGCAGCCUACCAUUAAUAAGCUUGAUAUUCUCCAAGGACUCCCAUACUCUGUAUGCAAGCAACACGGAUGGUCGUGUGUUUGUGUGGCAUCGAGCGGGGCGCACUAAGGACCACCCUGAGUCUAACUUCAUGCCUCUCAUGUGAUCCCUCAUAGGAGCGUAAGGGACACGCUAAAACACUGCAGUGAUUCAGACUAUAUGUCUCUCUCACAUGUGAUUUCUCGUAUAGGUGUGGGGACACACUAAAAACCGCCACGAGUCUAACUCUACGCACCUCAUGUGAUUCCAAUUGUAUAGAAGCGCGAAGCACAUCUCUAAGAGAAAUGUCAGCUUAGUGAUUAUAGUGGGCUUGUGUACAGAAUCCGGUACUGAAUGGUACAGGAUGGUACGUUACUGACGAAUCAGUGUAGGGAGUGUGCAGAUAACUUUUGCAAUAUAAGAUAAAUUACACUAGGUAGACACGUAGGUGACACUGACCAUAUCCAAAAUGAGAUAAUCUAAUAAGUAAUAAACACCGAUAAGGUGUUGUCGCAACUACGUUUCCAACUUGUGCAAUCGUUGGGAACGUUAUAAAACAGUUUUCGUGAAAUGUAAAUAUCACUUUUGUCAGUCCCAAGAAACGGUCGUUUAUCAAAAGACUGUCUAUAUGUUAUAUCAAGAGCUAAUAAUACCUUGGUAUUAUUAGCUUUUGGUUAUAUGAUAAUGUAGAUGUUUAGUCUUCCGAGUGCAUGUCUGCUGGCUGCGCUACACAGAUAUUUAACAGAUAAUGCUCUACAACCUUUUUCUUAGUAAAUACUUGAAAACUUUGAGUCUCUUUGCCGUGCUCAGAGUUACUGUAACGAGACAAAGUGCCUGGUGAGGUAGAAAUUUUUUAUUUUUAGUUUCACUAUCUUGCCUACAUGUUAUAAUUGCGCGUUAUAUAUUCCACAGUUGACUGCUCAAUGUACUAAAAUCAAAAACGGUGUGUUAUUAUUAAUAGUAUAAAAACUGUAUAGCAAACUGUCAGUUCAUGUGUAUAUAGCGAACACAUUCAAAAUCUCCAUUAAACAUAGAGAUUACAUUUUUUCAUUAUGUUGAUCUUUCAAGAACAUUGUGUCAAUUCGUCAUGUCUUUUGUGCCAGUUUUUCACCAGGAUUUACAUGUUUUGUUAUAUAAUUAAUUAAUUAUGCAGAACGAUAUACUGUAUCUGCAUGAGUACAUUACUGGACUGUGAAGUUUGCUUUCUUAACAGAUAUAACAGUUAUAACAGAUAUCUGAUUGAUUGCUUUCCUGUAAUGAUAUAAUUUGUAAUGUUAAUUUGUAAAUUUAGACAUUUGUAAAACAUUCUUUAUAAAAUGUCAAGUAGCAUUUACAAUACACGUUCAUAUAUAGUAGGCCCGCUAGUAUGAAAACAAUUGUUAUAUGCACCAAAUCUGUGAAUAUAGUGAUAGAUAAUUGUAUAACACUAUUAAAGUUUGUUAAUUACUAGCUAAAAUUAAAACUAAUUUGUGGUUGAAAUAAAAAAUAUUUAAUAAAAUGCAUGUGCAUUUCAACACAUUGAAAAAA